Messenger RNA from Tribolium castaneum (red flour beetle), 9679 nucleotides. RefSeq lists its product as hypothetical. The record is from RefSeq and is a predicted model, not a curated record. The coding region runs from base 669 to 7970 and encodes 2433 amino acids. The transcript is spliced from 9 exons. Lineage: Eukaryota; Metazoa; Arthropoda; Insecta; Coleoptera; Tenebrionidae.
UACUGGUGCCGUGAUUGCGUGCUGAAAAAAACGUGUUUUAUUUUUUCAAUAUUGUGUUUUUGGUGUUGUUGGAGUUAUCUGGGAUUAAGGAAAUGUGGCUUAGUCAUUGUGAAGACAAGAAAAUUGUGGUUUUGUGGGGACUGGGGGCGCGGCAGAGAUAAUGAUAAUCGGCAAUGUUGUGGAGGUUUUAAAAUUUGAGUUUGGCGCGCUCCAGCGGUGUUGUGAUUCAUGCGUAGGAGAAAGCGUAUGCGUGCAGAUAACUGGUGUAAAUAUGGCGUCACAGGAGGACGAUAACAAACUUGAGAGUAAAUCAAAUGUAAACAAAGAUCAAGAAAGAAACUUUAUAAAUGUGUAUAAGGUGAACAAUUAAAUUUUUGUGCUUUCCGCACAUUAGUUUAUUUAAUUUUCGCAUGAUUAUCGUGAAGGACAGUGUGUAGUUCAAUUUUCGCAUGGCCGCCAUGUUCCAUUAAGAAAUUUUCUGAAAAUUGAAGAGUUUGGCCAGUUCUGAAAUGUUGAGACAAAAUUGUUGAGUGCAAUAUGAUUAUGUUUGGUGUAGACUGUGUUUUUGUUGGAGUGCCUCGAAUCAAAUGCCACCUAGUUCCCGACAGUUCUGUUGCUAGAGCUGGAGAUUUGUUUGUUUAAUUGCUUGUUCCUGUGUUUCCAUCAAGAUGAGUUCUAAAAGCCAGGGAGUUAACGACUUCACACCGUUUAAAAAAUUUGAGUAUAUUUUGAAAAGCAAAAUUGAACCGUUCCCUAAGAAAAUCGAAUCACUUAUAGAAAUAUGGAAAAGUCUAGGUCAGUGCAAUCAAGAAAAUUCGGACAUUGGAUACAUCGUCCAAAUAAUGGACUGGGCGAAAUUACACACACUAAACAUUGUCUUGACGGGAAAAUGGAAAAUGUUCAAAGGUGACUUUGAGGCAAAGCUCCUGAGCGAGGUGGAGAAGACGCAGAACGAGUUGAUGAAAAUAAGUGAUGUGUUUUCGAAGAAAUUCCAAAAAUUAGCCGAUGUAAUCAAGAAUCCCUGGGAUGACCCGGUUUUAGCCAAUUUAUUGCAUGACAGCAACGCGGCGAUUGGCCAAGAUGAAAUUGAGUUUUUCUGUGUCGAAACCGCUUAUUUAGUUUCCGUGCGUUUGAAAAAAUUAUGCGAGUCCCAGUGCGAGGAUCUGGCCCUGAAUUUAGUUACGGCGUUUAUGAAUUGUUACAACUUGUCCCAAACGCAAAAUUUCAGUCUAAAUGCCACAAAAACACACAUUCUUUUUUGUUUUGAUAUCCACGUCGCGUUGCUCUACAGGUAUAACAGGAGGUCGGAAAUAGUUGCAUUGUUUAAGAAACUUAGCUUGGAGGAAGGUUUACAUUUGAUUCGGAGAUUUGCAAAGAAACGGGUCAAAAUCUCGAAAGUCUGGCGUAAUUACCCGGAAAUAACAUUUCUGGCGUCUCAAGUGUUUGUUACUGCUGCUGUUACCAAGCCGAUUGAGGAAAGUGGUGAAGUUUUGAAGCAACUUCUCGAUUCGUGGAUUGCCUUCAGCAUAGAACACUCAAUGGUUGAGAAGGUCGAAGUCUCGGUUCGGCGCAUUAUCCAAGCGGCGACAGCCGCCCAACACAUUUACAUCUGUUGCGAAAUAAUACACGAUAAGUUUGGUUUGAAGUUGCGCACGUUCACAAUCGAGCUGUACAUUAGAGCCCUGACGACGGAUAUGAACAACCUGGAAUCUCAAAAAACCGAAAACGAAACGGAGAAGGUUGAAGAAACGACGAAACGUCUCGCGAACGGCUUUUCGAAUUUGGCCGAUAUUUUGAAGGAUAACGUUCAAGUUAGUAGAGAGUGUGCCCUCACGGCUUUCAGUCUGGAGCCGACUCUCGACCGUUUGCGAAAAAUCGAAGAACUGGCAAAAUUAUCCGGUUUUAACGUGCUAGACACGGGCCAAAUUUGGGAGUGUAAGUUGCACCCUCCGGUCACGACAGCGGACGAAAUCUCCUGGAUUUGCAACGCUUGUGGCAAGUGGAUGUGUAAACCAAAUCUCGAUUUACGCUUAACAACAAAUUUUGCUCUCAACGAGGCCUUGAACUUUGAACAAUUGGGCAUUUCGUCCCAGCUUUGUGAUGAUCUAGCUGUGGUUUUGAACGGUCCGAGGUACCACUUGUUAAGUUGGUUGUUGCGGUGGGAAGACCUCCACCGACUGUGUGAAAUGUAUUUAAACGAUAUGGAACGUACUAAAAAUCUCGUAACGGAACUGAAAUUUGUCGAUAUUGAUUAUUCGAUGUUUGAGGGUGUUAAGCGCGAGCCCGUUGACGAAUUGGCGGGCAUUGAGAGGGGCUACGAGCGGUUUCUUUAUGCCGAUGAAAAAUUCGUUGAUAUGAUCGAGAAUUGCAACCCAGAACCACCACCGGAAGUACCCCAAGCGAAAUCUGAUCCUAACACCUUAAAAUCACUGAGAAUGUUCAGACAUAACAUUAAAAGGAAUAAACCUCAGGUUUCACAAAAUAUUUUAGAAAGCAAUAAUUUAGCAAAUAGUUCGCAAAAUUUACAUAGAGAACAUAAUUGGUUUUCCGACCCGCGCUUUGACCAAAACUUGUCAUUCAAUCCACCGAAUCCAUUCCAACCAAACGGAAGCCCUUCACACAAUACGACUUCAAGAAGCUAUUCUGAAGUGUUCUUCAACCACUUGACGUCAAACACACAAUUUAAAAGGAGUGCAGAUGGCGCUGUCGACUUUUCAAAAAGUACAGGAGGCAAUAAACAAUCUAGAGAUGUUCUGGACUUCCGAAGUAACAUCAAAAGAAAACCAUCCGACAACGACUUCGAUGAUUAUCAGAAAUUCGUGAAUAACUACAACUCACCCAGUGAUAAUUUUUUACAUAACGUAAUUUCGUAUGAAUUCGCACGAAUGGCGGCUACUGAGCCAAAAAGACAUCAACCGACGGACUUUCACCACCAGAAACCAAACCUUGUAACGACUCCAAACGUGCCGUUUCAAACUGAUACACUCAAUUUAACCAACAAACGAACACAAGCAAAAAACGAGAGAAGUGAUAAAAUUCUACCUCAACCAAGCGGCUUAAGACACGAUGUAACGCCACAAAAUUCAAAUCAAUACGAGAGAAGCCCGUCCCAAACUAAAAAUUUUUUACUCUCAAGUAUGAGCUACAAAUACAAGGAGGAUGUAGCUUUAUCACCCAGCAAAGGUUUUCCUAGUUUUGAUAAAAUCCCAGCGCCCACAACUACCGACAAGGCGGACAAGUCUCUACAUAUUGAAGUUUUGGGCAAUAAUCUCGAACCACCUAAAAGUACCUCAGAUGAAUCGAAUAACAAAAGAACAAACACAGAGGAAAUUAAAGUCGUGCCGGAGAAAAAGCCGAAAUCUGAUGAGUUAACGUCGUCUCCAAAAAACGGAUCAACGCCAAUACUCGAGAAAGAAUUGAGUAAACACAAGAUAAUCAUAGAACUGCUGUCAAAAAACGGCUGGUUGCCAAAAAACGGGAACAGCCUCCCUAGCAACAAUGCGGAAACUUUAGAAAAUGACAAAAAUAAUGUCGAACCAGCUCGACCAAAAAACGCGGCACAGCCAGAAACUAACGAACGUAAAAUGUUGCUCAAGCUGUCCGAACAACAUCCGAUGAUCAUAACAAAAGGUGAUGAGAACUCGUCAAAUGAAACCAAAAGUGAUAUUAACGAAGAGACUGUUGUAAAAAUCGAUGACUGUCAAGAGGAAAGUUCCAAAGACUGCCAAUCAGAAACAGAAACCAAAAAUGACUAUCCCUAUAAGUAUAAGGAAAAACCCAAGUGGACUAACCACAAAGAAUUAAAAAUAAUCCUCCACCGGCUAUCAGACGAAAUGAUCAAGAGUUUCAUCCCGAGUUAUUCGGAAAAUUGCAACAACUGCAACUACACUAACAAGAAGAGGCACGUCGGGAGGCCGCGCAAAGUCAUGUGUUGCAAAUACCGAAUAAAAAAUUCCAACUUCGACAGACUAACAACCUACGAUAAGUAUUCACCAAGGACGGUUAGGCGGCACAAUAGUGACAGACUGAAGAGGAUCCGUUCGAGAAACAUGCAACGUGAGAGAAGAACAGGCCACAAAAACCUCAAAAAGUACAGCAACCACCGGCACGACAGGGCGAAGAAACCCAAAAAGCACGCCGAUAAGGACAAGAAGAAGCACAACAUCGCCAGGAACAACAUGAACCCGCGGGUGGUCCUCGAGCGACUACCCCUCGACACGAAUUACGUUCGCAGUGUUUUGUCGAAUGUUCCCGGGUUAAAUGACUACGAAAUGAUUAGGCCAACUAACGUGAAUCAUAUUGUGAAUGUGGUGCAAAUUUCCGGCGGACGAUCGACUUCAACCGGCCCUGUACAAAACACGCAAACAAGUACCCAAAUCACCCCACACAUCCAAAGAAUCGGACAACCGCGCUCCGACAAACCCGAACACAAUUCGAAUUCGGAACCAACGACGACAGCCACUCCAGCCUCAACUUCCGCUAAUAAACCAACCACUUCGCAACCCUCAACUCUUAUCAACAUCCUAUCGCAACAAAUUAUUCGGCCGGGCCAAAGUAACUGCAUCCGAAAUCGUUCCUCGCCUCUCAUUAACAUUCUUUCGCAACAAAUUAUAAGACCCGCCACUACACAAAGUAAUAAACUGACGACGCAAUCGGAAGGACAGGCAAACACCCCGAAAACUGAGUCGAAUUUGGAAGAAACCAAAACUGUGACCACGACUACGAAAACAACAACAAACACGACAUCAAGUGGUCAAGGCACCAUUUUACAGUUCAUCUGUAAGUCGAGUUUGCCCAAGUUCCAGCAAGCCUUCGGUAAAUCAGUUUAUCAGAACAAUACCGAAACGAGCGAAGCGUCGAGUACAAGCACAGAAACCGUAACGAACGCUGAAACGAACAAGAAGACACCAACGACGAAAAAUUCCUCAGUCAACAUUCAACCGAUUCAAGGCGGUGUGAUCUACACGCGCCAAAUGCCCGUCGGUCAAACAAUCAAUUUAAUUCCACCAGGACGGGGUCAAGUUUUCCGAAUCGCGACGUCAAAUUCGGACCAAAUAUCGCUGGUCAAAGACACGGUGAUACACAGCAAAAUGAGUGCGUUACUAGCAGCCGCGCUGCAAGGCAAAGCAAAAGACGGCCAGUCCGACGGUGAGAGUACAAACGAGGAGACUGUUGGUAGAGUGACAGUAACCCGCCCCACGUUAGUACAAAACGCCCGAAUCGUCAAACCCGUACUACAAAUCCCCUCAAACGUAAUACGCACAAGCCCCCAGUCCAAUCUAAGUUCCACAACUCUCGAACAAUUGCGCGAAUUCGACAUGGUCUACAAGCAAAUCAAGGAGCGAAGCAGCACGACCACGCCCUCGGAGCCCAACACGUCGGAACCCAACGAAACCCCCCAGAAAAUCAGCGUAACAUAUCUGAACCAGGGCCAGAAAUACACCCAGUUAUCCCCGGUGGUUGUCGUUAGCAGUUACUGUAAUUUGCAACCAGCGGCCUCGCCCGCCCUCAGUGUUACCUCGCAGGGAAGUUCCAGCCCGUGUGUCACCCCAGCGCCCGCGCCCUCAAUCCCCAAAGUCUCCUCGAAAAGUUCCAAAGGCAAAACGGUGAAAAACACGACGACUCAAGCGUCCAAAGCCUCGCCUAUCCCGAAACCGCAGCAAAAACCGCAAGAGGACGAACACACAACGCAACGAAUCUUCGAUAUCUUGGCCGAGUAUGCGGAACAGUUGAGGAAUUCCCCGGAUUUGAACAACAAGCCGGCGCCGCGACGGCGCUCGAACCCGCCGACGAACCCGAACCAGAAUUCCAAGCGGAAAAAAAACUCCGGAUCGAAAAAAAGCGGGCAGUGCAGUAGUAUGGUCUCGGAGGCGGACAUCGAGGACCACCGGACUGUAGGCAGUGAGGACAGUUCCUGUGGGGUUGUGCAAAUUUCGAUGCAGGAAGAGGAGCAAAGCCACGUGCAAACUGUCACGACUGAGUCGAAUGAUAGCUCGUCGGGGUCGCGACAACAACUGAUUUUGACCGAUGCCGGGAACAACCAGACCCGGAAUUUGAUAAUAGCGGAUUCGAGCGUUGGGGAGGCUUUGAAAAUGCCGAACACUGCCGUUUUGGUCCCCGGAAACUACAUAAUGCCAGUGUCGAUGGUCAAAGGGGGGCAGCAAAUUGCGGUGGUUUCCGGAGGGAGCAAAAUACUGGCUACGGUACCGGCGCGGUCCGGUCCCAAUAUGCUCCUUUUUCAAAGUUUCUUGAACCAAAAUAGGAACAAAACGGCUGUUCCAACAGUCAAGUAUUCGACCAUUCAACCAAUUUCGGGGAUUUCCUCGCAGAGUUUGGCGGGGGUUAGUGGGCAACCGCCAGUGAUUCUACCGCCGAAUUCGCAUAAUCUGACCGCGGUAACACUUGGACAACCGCUAACUUUGAAAAAGAUUGACGAGAGUGAUAGGGUGAACACCGAACUGUUGUUGACGAUUUCGCAACCGAAGGAUAAUGCUAACAGUUCGACGGAAUCGGGAAGUCAUCCCGAUAGUACAAACAGUAUUACUAGUACUGUUGGUAAUAUCGAGUUAGAGGAGACUAUAGUUCAAGAUAAUUCGUCAGAGAAGGUUUUUCAUACGUAUCAGAAAUCGGCAACGGCCCCCAUUGCCACCCCGGUUAUAGCGCAGACUUCGUGCGUGAAGGAAGAUUUGGCGACGAGUGAACAAAAUACGACACAGGAAGCGAUUACGAUGAAUAUGGCGCCGGCGGAAAACAACAAAAGUGAACCAGGCAAAGCGUUAGAAAGGGUUCAGUCGGUAUUAGUGACAGCGUGUACUUCAAACGGCCCUAUGUUGUCGCAUACGCCUCCAAGAUACCGCAAAGCAUCAGAAUCAGCAGGUACAAAUAAUGAACCUUCUAACAAGGAGGAAUUUUUACAUAAUGGGGAGAAGCAAAACAAUAACGAGCAGAAGCAAUUCCAAGGCAACGCGACCUAUUUCCAGAACAAAACCAAAAAAGCAAAUAAUCCGCAACGACUCGACCGCGAGAUGCACCAACUUUGCUUACAGCGAAAACAAGCAGCGCUCGAACGCGAAUUGCGCCUCCAAAAAUCCCUCUCUGAAGAAUGCGAAGACUUGGGGGUGGACGAGCCGAGCACGAGUGAUUUGUUUCCAGAAGCGGAUAUUCUAUUCGACGCGAAUCACUCGCCGUCGUUCGACCAGUCGUCUCAGGAUUUAGUGAAACGGGCUUCUGGCCAGGAAAAAGAAGAGAACAAGUCUGGAAUGACGCUGUUCAGUGAUGACGACAACUCCGGUUCGCUAAGGACCGAUUUUUUAUUUGAUUCAGUCGAGUAUCAGCAAACGGAAACCGAGCUGGAGUACGAGCAGAACCAGCAGCUGACGAACGGUCAGAGCAGUGCCAGUAACGAGUCGGGGUCGUCGUGUGAGGACCACACGCUUUUGCAAAACUGCGCCUCGAUGUCCGACGUGACGCUGAAUUCGCCAGUCUCGCCCGAUCCUUACCACGAGAACACGCCGCCAUCGCUGAACAAGUACAAAUUCAAAUACAGUAAUCGCCGAAAAGGGGAACGCAAUAAGAAUUCGGAGACGUGGACGGUGGAAGUGUCGAGCUCGGAGGACACGACCGGGAGCAUCGAUCUGGGGAAAAGCUCGAGCCACAGUCCGGAAUCUUGCAUCAACAAGCACAGUCACAGUGUUAGUUGCGACGAGGAACUCAGUGACGGGGGCUACAAAGUCGUCCGAGUGGCGAUUUCGAAGAAUGAUUUGAUCAAGGAUGAGGAGAGCUGUGAGGAGUUGCAUUGUGAAGACGAUUUGGACUGUUCGCCGAGUGGUAGGGGUGCUAGACGCAGUGUUAAAAAAAUGUGUUCUUGUUGCAAUGGCUCCCAAGACGGCGGCGCGUCGCGCAAGAGACCAGCAUCGAGACCUCACACGCCGGCUCCGCACAAGAAGGCCUUCCUUAACAAGAAAAGAUAGUGCACACGUGUAUAGCAUGAUAUUUAAGUUAAAAUUGUUAGUUGUUUCUGUUGACUAGUCGAGCUAUCGAGUGGUUGCACUUUAGUACAAAUUAUCCGACAGCCGGUGGUGUAGCGUCGAUGGACAAUGAUUAUUACUUGUAUAGUAAUUGCUACGUUUGCAAUCUUUUAGUACCUCUAACUGUAAAUUUUCCUUGUAUAUGUAAAAUAUUUAAAUUACAUGUGCAGUUUGUCGUUGUAUAUAAUUAAUCUAAUAGGUCUAUCAGUAAAAGAUGAUACAAUUUAUUGCAUUACGCAAAUAAGAAUAAUUGAUUGAUUAGUAUUGCUCUUUUUCAUUAAUUAAAGAUGCAAUAAUUUCACACGUAUUUCGAUUCCUUUAUACAUACUUGGGAGAACAUUGUUAAAUUAUGUCUACAGCGAUUAUUUCAUAGGUAAUGUUAGGUCUUGAUAGACUAAUAUCGUGUAUUUUAUAUUUUUGCUUAUAGCAACUAGACUUAGUAUUCAAUUGAGAGUAUUUUAUUUUGUUUUUGUUAAUACUUAUCUAUACUCAGUUGUGAAACAAAAUUAAUUGAAUUAUAUUAAACCGAUUUGUAUGUUUUUAAUUAUCGUAUUUUUUCCAAUAAAUGUUCUUAUAAAUUUUUUUUCUUUUUCCAGUCUUAUUUUCAAUUAAUUGUAUUAAUGUUGCAGGUGCCAAAUUUUUAGCUUGGUAUUCCAGUUUUAUACCUUUGUAAUAUUUAUAAAAUGGUCACUUGGUAUACUCAUGUAAGUAUUAUUGACAGUCGCCUGUCACAACGCGUGUCAAUAAUAUUUCAAAACAAUAUGUAUAAAACGAUUAUAAAAUCAAACAUUUUUUUAAUAGUAAAGUGCUUUUUAAUUCAGUGUAAAAAAUCCCUAUUUUUUACAUUACGUUCCAUCCAAUCGUGUGGUCUUGCAACUUUCUUUCUCUAAACGAAAAACAAGUAUACAGAGUGGACUGUAACAAAGGCGAUUGGUUUAUACUUUAGCAUUCGGUUAAGAAAUAAUUCAGCUAGAAAAUGUUAAAUAAAACUACAUGAAGAACAACUUCCGAGUAAUAACCAGCUUAUUUUAUCUGCUUUCGUCUAUGCAUUUAAAUAACCACUAUAACGACAUCAAUUUAAUUUAGACCGUUCAGUUGAAAAAAUGUUUAAUUCUUGAAUUACUUUUUAAAUUCACGCAAAAUGGUAUAGGUAGUUGCCUACCGUAGAGUCCGCGAAAUGACAGAUCGUCCACGGUGGUAGGAGUGCGCAGAGACGAAAACUCGUCUCGGACGAGUCCAAUCUUUAAAUUAGGGGUGUUGGCAGAAAACAGUGGCGUGGCGUGUACUUACAUGUGUAGAGAAUUCGUCUUAAAGUUUAACAUUUCAAUAUUACCAGUUAUAGUAAAGAUACCAGUAGAAACAUUUUUUGCAAUAAACGCGUUUUUACUCUUUACUCAUUGUGUAUUUUUAUUUAUUCUACCUCUCUGCUUUGUAUUUCUAGGAAAUCAACGUGUAUUAGCAUUAGAUAUGAUUUUUACUAUUUCAUCUUGCAAUUAUUGAAUAGAGGAAAUUUUAACUACUACAAAUUAUGAAUCUCAAACCCUUCUUGAUCAUAGAAUAGUUUUUUGCUACGCCACUGCUCAAUCUCCUCACUCGAUGAAGUACGCAUUGGCUCCGCCUAUCGUGGUCGUUUACAGAGUUUCCGAGCUCUA